Messenger RNA from Fragaria vesca subsp. vesca, 1326 nucleotides. RefSeq names its product soluble inorganic pyrophosphatase-like. The record is from RefSeq and is a predicted model, not a curated record. NCBI's taxonomy places the organism in Eukaryota, Viridiplantae, Streptophyta, Magnoliopsida, Rosales, Rosaceae. The coding region runs from base 178 to 909 and encodes 243 amino acids. Gene Ontology annotation, molecular function: inorganic diphosphate phosphatase activity; magnesium ion binding. The transcript is spliced from 9 exons. Gene Ontology annotation, biological process: phosphate-containing compound metabolic process. Gene Ontology annotation, cellular component: cytoplasm.
CACACGUACAGCUCUUCCUUAUUGCUUUCCUCCUCUACUUGAGCGCCUCCCAUAACUCCCUUCCCAUUCUUCUCUCUCUCUCUCUCUCUCUUUUUUCUCUCGUUUCUUGAGAUCUGUGCCUUCUCUUCUCCGUCGUCUCCGGCGAGAUUUGGUGUUUGCUCCGAUCGUUUUGCAGUGAUGGCUCCACCCAUUGAGGCUACUCAGACAGUUACUGAGAUUCCCCAAAAAGUUACUGAAAUUCCUCAAAAGGUUGUUGAGGCUUCUAAGAAAGUUACCGAGACUCCCAACAAGGGUGCCAACCAUUAUUCCUCACAUCCACCUCUUAAUGAGAGGAUCCUUUCUUCCAUGACCAGGAGGUCUAUUGCUGCACACCCUUGGCAUGAUCUUGAAAUAGGCCCCGGAGCUCCAAAGAUCUUCAACUGUGUUGUCGAAAUCGGAAAAGGAAGCAAGGUGAAAUAUGAACUUGACAAAAAAACUGGACUUAUCAAGGUUGACCGUAUUCUGUACUCAUCUGUUGUCUACCCCCACAACUAUGGCUUCAUCCCCCGUACACUUUGUGAGGACAAUGAUCCCUUGGAUUGCUUGAUUAUUAUGCAGGAGCCGGUUCUUCCUGGAUGCUUUCUUCGGGCUAAAGCUAUUGGCCUGAUGCCCAUGAUUGAUCAGGGUGAGAAAGAUGACAAGAUCAUUGCUGUCUGUGCUGAUGAUCCUGAAUACCGUCACUACAGUGACAUCAAGGAUCUGCCACCACAUCGUUUGGCUGAGAUCCGUCGCUUCUUUGAGGACUACAAGAAAAAUGAGAACAAGGAGGUUGCAGUCGACGACUUUCUCCCUGCAUCUGCUGCCUUUGAAAGUAUCCAGCAGUCAAUGGAUCUUUAUGCAGACUACAUUGUGGAGAGCCUCAGGCGGUAGUUGUUCGUGCGAGCAAUGAAUCUCAGUGGUAUCCUACUAUAGACAGAUUAUAUAUAAUGUCCGUAUCUUUGUAAUGAUGAUGAUGAUGAAAAUAACUCUACAAUUUAGUCGUUUUUGCAUACAUACAUUGUCUUCCCAAUGUAUAUGCUUAUAUUACGACUUCUAGAUGGAAAUUUUCCUAUAUGAUAAGUAUCAAGUCUUUUUAUACAGUGAUGAAUGUUGGAUUGUUGGAAAGCAAUACAUCUGUGUCCCAUUUUUUGUAUCCUAUCAUGGGUUUCAAACAAUUAUUUUUGAUAUGUAUUCCCUUAUGAAUGUAUUCUUUUAUUUCUUGUAUGUAAUGAAGCAAUUCUUGUUUGACCGUUACUAUUCUUGUAAAAUGCUCAAAGUAGGAGAUUAUACUUUAUAAAAAUGUCACAG